Molecule: messenger RNA, 1712 nt
Organism: Pyrus x bretschneideri (Chinese white pear)
Lineage: Eukaryota; Viridiplantae; Streptophyta; Magnoliopsida; Rosales; Rosaceae
Product: AAA-ATPase At2g18190-like
Exons: 2
Coding region: 28-1536 (502 amino acids)
Molecular function (GO): ATP hydrolysis activity; ATP binding
Source: RefSeq, a predicted model, not a curated record
GCCGCCAUUUUCCAUAAAACGUCAAGAAUGUUCUCUCUCAACAAACUGAAAGACCAGAUGCCGACGACGGCGUCGUCGAUGUUCUCCGUCUACGCCUCCAUCACCACAUUCAUGAUGCUGUUCCGCUCCGUCGCGAGCGACCUCAUCCCCGCCCCCUUCCGCUCCUACAUCUACAAAGCCCUGAAUUACCUUUUUGCUCCUCUCUUCUCCCGUGACCUCACUCUCGUAGUCGAUGAGCUCUCUGGCAUGACCCGCAACCAAGUCUACGACGCAGCCGAGGUUUACCUGCGGACCAAGAUCGGGCCCCACACCGAGCGCCUCCGCGUCAGCAAAGCUCCCCGGAAGAAGAACAUCGGCGUCGCCAUCGACAAGGACGAGGAAGUUUCCGACACCUUCGACGAUGCCGUCAAGCUCAAGUGGCGGUUUAUCUCGGAGACCAAUAAGGGGAAGAACGACAGUACAUCCGAAAGGCGGUAUUUUGAGCUGACAUUUCGUAGGAAAUACAUGGACAAGGUGAUUUCCUCGUACCUGCCUUAUGUUCUUGCUCAGGCCGACGCCAUUAAAGCAGAGGAGAAGGCGGUGAAGCUCUACACCCGCCACCUCUGGUCGAGAUACAACGACGAUGACGUGGCGAAUUCCGAAUGGGGGUCUGUGAACCUGGAGCACCCGUCGACUUUCGACACCAUGGCGAUGGACCCGGAGAUGAAGAAAAUAAUCGUGGAGGAUUUGGAGAGGUUUGUGAGGAGGAAGGAGUUUUAUAAGAAGGUGGGGAAAGCUUGGAAAAGGGGCUACUUGCUGUACGGGCCGCCAGGGACGGGUAAAUCGAGCUUGAUCGCCGCCAUGGCUAACUACCUCAAGUUUGAUGUGUUCGAUUUGGAGCUCAAUAGCAUUUACAGUGACUCUCAGUUGAAGAAGGUUUUGCUGUCCACUACCAAUCGUUCUAUUUUGGUAAUUGAGGACAUUGAUUGCUGCAGGGUGGAUGUUGGCAACCGGGAUUCGGAUUCGGAUUCGGACUCGGAUUCCGAUUCGGACAGGAGCCGGGUGACACUUUCGGGUCUACUGAACUUUAUUGAUGGAUUGUGGUCAAGCUGUGGAGAUGAGAGGAUCCUUGUGUUCACCACGAACCACAAAGACCGACUGGACCCGGCAUUGCUGCGUCCGGGUCGAAUGGACCUGCACAUUCACAUGUCCUAUUGCACCACAGCUGGGUACAGGAUCUUGGCCUCUAACUACCUUGGCAUUCAAGAACACAACCGCCAUCGCCUCUGCGGAGAAAUUGAAGGGCUGAUUGAGAGCACAGAGGUCACCCCUGCAGAGGUUGCUGAGGAGCUGAUGAAGAGUGAUGAUGCUAAUGUGGCUCUUCAAGGACUUGUCAACCUGCUCAAAGGUAAGAAGGCUGAGAGCAAGAAGAAGGAAACAUCGCUGCCGUCGGUUAAGAAGCAACAGCGGCACAGAAAAGGGAUCAAAAAGUUGCUGCACAUCCGUCUUCCAUGGUCGAAACCUGAUGCUUGUUGCCUGGCACCUCCCAUGUCCUAGUUUAAUGUUUCAAUCUUAGAUAAUUAACCCUUAAACCCUUUCGGAAAUCUCUGGCUAGUUUCAAGCUCUCUUUUGUGAAUCUUAUGUGAUUUAAGGACUUGCUGAACUUGGUUUUAUGAAUUCGUGAAUGUAAACACAGGAAAUUAGAUGGAAUUGCAGCACAAGAGUUUAACCUA